Amoebophrya sp. A120 is the source of this 551-nucleotide messenger RNA. NCBI's taxonomy places the organism in Eukaryota, Dinophyceae, Syndiniales, Amoebophryaceae. The record is from the annotation of a GenBank genome assembly.
GGGAACUGCAGAGAGAGAUCAACAUAUCCUGUGUAAAAACGUACCCACACCAGAGUUGUAAUGCAGAUUUGCAAAGAGAGGAAGACUUGUAAUGCGCAUCCUCAUGAGAGCCAUUUCCAAUCGUGUUUUGGAAUUUGUGAUGCUGUGAACAGGAUGAGCAGAUGAAUCUGUGACGCGGCUGCACUUGCUGACCUGCACUACACUGCAGAGUGCAACUUGUCAUGCGUGACUCACAAAACUCCUAGGUUUGUGUUGCAAAAUCCCCAUCCUGACUCUGGUGUGGGUAUGUUUUUACAUAGGAUACAACACCUCCAUUAUUCAACAGACGCAGGCAGAAUUCGUGGCGCAUAAUUAUUCGCAGCCUGACAACUACCACACUGCACGUAGAAGCACAACUGGCGGCGCGCGUCAACAACUGAGUGACGGAAAUGAAGGGGAUGUUGUGAUGAGCAAUGCUGACGAUGACCUUGAAUUGGGACCACCACCCCCUCCUGCCAGUCAGAUUGUGAAUCGGGACAUGGAUCACGACGAUGAUGACGAGGAACAAGAAG